Pristis pectinata (smalltooth sawfish) is the source of this 957-nucleotide messenger RNA. RefSeq names its product olfactory receptor class A-like protein 1. Gene Ontology annotation, molecular function: pheromone receptor activity. Gene Ontology annotation, cellular component: membrane. Gene Ontology annotation, biological process: G protein-coupled receptor signaling pathway. The record is from RefSeq and is a predicted model, not a curated record. NCBI's taxonomy places the organism in Eukaryota, Metazoa, Chordata, Chondrichthyes, Rhinopristiformes, Pristidae. The transcript has a single exon. The coding region runs from base 1 to 957 and encodes 318 amino acids.
AUGGAAGGAAGGAGUGUUGUGAAGGGUACUUUGUACUUGCUGUUGACAGUGAUUGGAAUCCCAGGUAAUCUGGCAAUUGUUGCAUCGUUCAUCCACAUCGCCUACUGUGAGCACAAGCUUUUGCCGGCAGACACAAUUGUGUACAAUCUAGCUACUGUCAACUUACUAGUGGUUUUGGUAAGGUGCAUUCCAGAAACUACAGCAGCAUUUGGACUAAAGCAACUCUUUGAUGACAAUGGUUGCAAAAUUGUAAUCUUCAUGUACAGAAGCAGCAGGUCCUUGUCAAUUUGGCUGACUUUUCUACUGAGUGGCUUUCAAUGUAUUAGCUUGACACCAGUCACUUCAACUUGGACUAAGGUCAAAAGGCAAGCAGCAAAAUGCCUUUCUGUAGCUCUUGUCUUUCUGUGGUUGCUGAAUAUGUCCUUAAGUACUCCAGCAGUAUUAUUUUCCAUUUCCUCAGCAAACAAUUCAACUGGCAAACAAUUUGCUGUGAACCUUGAGUAUUGUUUUGUGAAAUUUCCCUCACGGGCAGUGAAACUUGCAAAUGGUGCAGUUCAAACCUCCAGAGAUGUCAUUCCCAUUGUCCUUAUGGUACUUGCCAGUGGUUAUAUUCUAUUGAUUCUGUAUAGACAUAAGCAGCAGGUAAAAGGCAUUCGGAACUCAAAUAAAGACAAUGGAUCCACUAUUGAGACACGUGCAGCCAAAGCUGUGGUCACUUUGGUUACACUUUAUGUUCUUUUUUUUGGGGUUGAUAGCAUUCUUUGGGUUUACACUCUGACUGUUGCUAAAACCAUGCAGACCUCUCUCAUUUCAGACCUUCGAGUCUUUUUUUCCUCUCUCUAUGCUUCCAUCAGUCCCAUUGUAAUUAUUAUUUCCAACCGAAAAGUCCACAACAAAUUAAAAUGUGCAAAGGCAAACCCAGAUGCAAAUUUGGUAGAAACUGUUCCCCGAGUUUAA